CGCUACUAUCGAUAGUGCCAUCGAUAGUUUGACACUUCUAUUAUAAAAGCUAUUAGGCUAAAUUGUGUUCUUCGUUAAUUUGCUAGAAACUUAUUAAAAAUAGAAAAUAUUCUAUAUUCAAAAAUUCAUCUUAUAGUAAUAAACAAUAUUAAGGAGACGUAAUAUUCCAGUUUCCUAAAAAACCAAACUAUUUGUCAAGUUGGUGUAGGUAGCGAUGUUGUAGCUGCAUGAGGGCUACAUGGAACGGCAACCGUAGCUGCGAUUGGUGCGACUUGUAAAUAAAACGAUGUUCGUUUUGAGGCAUACGACGUGAAAAUUAGUAUAUGUAUAUGCAACAGCAGAAAUAUAUGCCAAAUUUUUUUGAACCACGCUAUUUUCAGAGAUCAGUAAAUAGAGAUAGACAACACAAUAAAAAUAUUUAAUGAUUAACGAAUUUUUAUUAAGAAUAUCUACUUUUAAUGUUUAACGCCGAAAUAAAAGCCAAUUGCCCGAUAAAAUAUGCACUUAUCUGUAAUGAAGUGAUUUGAGCGGUUGCUAAUGAUUACCCCGUGCUUACCACACAGAUUGUUGAAAGUGUGCAGGAUAUCAUCUUUGGAAUGAUACGUUGCUAUGCAGGAUCAUCGUAAUCAAAAAAUAUAACAAAUUCAAAUUUUAUUUAGAGUUCAGAACAAAACAAUCUUCAAACAACAUUUACAUCAAAGAUGGCUCCUCUAGCAUGUCCCACCGACUCCAUCGACUUCUGGAGGUAUGAGGUGCCUGAACUCGCCGAAGUCAGUUGCCUUAUGCCAAAUGGCGUUCUUAUUCUAAUGGUCGUGCCUAUUAACUGCACAAUCCGAGAAAUUAAAGCGGAAGUCGUAAGAGAAGCUAAAAAUUUUCCGUUAUGUCAUUUAAUCAAGGAUCCCUGCGACUAUGAAGUUAGUGGCAUUUCUAAUUUUGCCAACGUUGAUUGUUUCACAGAUGAAACUAAGCGUCUAUCUGAAAUACAGCCCUUUUUUUGCCUGCUACGUUUGGGUGAACGUACUGAAACAUCAUCUAUUUCCAGUGAUUAUGAGCUCUCCAAACUGGUGAGUAACAUGAUUGGGAAAUCUUUUGAAGAGUAUAGUUCGCAACGUAGUCCUGAGGUUGAUGACUUUCGGCGCAAACUUGCACACCUCUGUGACAAAAUGGAGCAAGUGCGUUCCCGUUUCACAUGGGCAGAAAAACUGCUUUAUGAACAUCCGAUGCGCAUUGCAAAUACCCAUGUUAUGCCAGAAUUGAUUCGAAAGCGGCUGGGUGGUACAAGUUUUCUGAUUGUUGUGAAAUUGGAAAACGACGAAGGUUCCUAUACAAUUCCCGUUAGUGAGAGCGACACCUCUACCACAGUGAUUGAGUCAGCACUUAUGAAGAUGCAGCGUUCUCAAAUAAGGGUUGGGGAUCGACCAUCCGACUAUAUAUUAAAAGUACGUGGUCGAGACGAAUUUUUAUUUGGCGAAUACCCUCUUAUACAAUUCAUAUAUAUUCAGGAAAGUCUUUCCGGAUCUGACGUGCCGAAUGUUGUUCUAAAGCCCAUUCACACACUACAAUCGUAUGUUAGUUACAAGAACGAUUUGAGCUUCUCUAGAUCACGUAGACCGGAAAGUAUACCAGCGUCACUACAUAACGCUAAAAUACCUACUCAGAACCUAAAUAUCACGUCGUCAUGGGACUUAGUGACACCUUUUAGAUUGCGUUUACAUCAAAUCGAGAAUGUAAACUGCGACCUCUCGCGUGCUAUAAAAGUGGGAGUACAUGUUGGUCUCUUCCAUGGUGAGCGCCGUUUAUGUGCUCAACAAUCCAUAGAAAAUGCAAUUAGCAAUAAUCGUUCGUUCACAUUCGAGAAAGACAUCUCAUUCGACAUACAAGUGCAAAAUUUACCGCGCAUGGCACGACUAUGUAUGGCUAUUUACGAAGUAACGAAAGCAUCGCGCUCCAAGAAGUCUUCUAAUAUAAAUCGCGAUAAUGUAUACAAAGAAGCCAACACAUAUGUGAAUAACAAUCCUUUGGCGUGGGUGAAUACAACCAUAUUUGACUACAAGAAUCAAAUGCGUACUGGCUGUCAAGCACUUUACACAUGGACUUAUGCUGAUGACAUACGGUCGGACGAAAUUUUCCAUCCACUAGGUACAAUCGAACCAAAUCCGCGCAAAGAUGGAUGUGCUAUAGUGAAGCUUACAUUUCACAGUAACGGCUUAGAAAAUAUACAGUUUCCAUCAAUGGAGGCAGUGCUAAAAUACGCAGGAGAGCUUGAUCCUAGUGAGCAAUUAACUCGCGACAAAUUAGAAGAAAACACCAAACCGAUUAGCGCUAUGUUAUCACAGUACCUGCGCAUUGAUAAAGUCUAUGAAAUGCAUGAUCAAGAUCGCAAUGCAAUAUGGUCUAGGAGAUAUGAAAUUUUAGCUGAAGCUCCUGAGGAGCUAUCAACUCUGCUGCAUUGUGUUAACUGGAAUGAGCGUGACGAGGUCGCAGAGACUUGGAAGUUAUUACAACAAUGGCCUACAAUUUCAGUGGAAAGAUCGCUUGAACUGCUUGACUAUGCAUAUCCAGAUCCAGCUGUGCGAAGUUUUGCUAUACACUGUCUGCAUUUUCUGAGAGAUGAGGAAUUGCUCUUAUAUCUUUUGCAACUAGUACAGGCUAUAAAGCACGAAUCUUAUCUAGAUUGUGACUUGGUAACUUUUCUACUAGAACGUGCCUUGCGAAACCAGCGUAUCGGCCACUACUUUUUCUGGCACCUGCGUUCUGAAAUGCAAACACUUUCGAUGCAAACACGCUUUGGUCUCUUACUCGAGGGAUAUUUAAAAGGCUGCAAACCCCAUGUGCCGCAUCUAUGUAAUCAGCUUAAAGUUCUCGAUGCUCUUAAAGCCGGUUCUUUGAUCGCAAAGAAGGGAAGCAAAGAGAAGGGUCGCAAAGAAAUGCAAGAUUUUUUUUCUAGACAAAGCAACAGUAAUAUUUUUCAAGGAAUACAAAAUCCAUUAAAUCCGAGUUUUCGUUGCAAGGGAAUCCAACCGGACAAAUGCAAAGUUAUGGAUUCAAAAAUGAGGCCGCUAUGGAUUGUACUGAAGAAUGCUGAUCAAAGUUGCAAUGAUAUCUAUAUAAUUUUCAAAAAUGGAGAUGAUCUGCGACAGGAUAUGUUAACACUGCAGAUGCUGCGAGUCAUGGACCAAUUGUGGAAGAAUGAGGGUAUGGACUUUCGUAUGAAUAUUUACAACUGUAUUAGUAUGGAACGUCGCCUAGGAAUGAUCGAGGUUGUGCUAAACGCUGAAACAAUCGCAAAUAUUCAAAAGGAGAAAGGCAUGUUUUCAGCAACGUCGCCAUUUAAAAAAGGUUCUUUAUUUAGUUGGCUGAAGGAGUACAAUCGCACCGACGAGGAAAUGAACAAAGCGAUUAAUGAAUUUACUCUAAGCUGCGCUGGAUAUUGUGUUGCCACCUAUGUUCUGGGAGUGGCCGACCGGCAUUCAGACAAUAUCAUGGUCAAACGUAAUGGACAGCUUUUUCACAUCGACUUCGGUCAUAUUCUAGGACAUUUCAAAGAGAAAUUUGGGGUACGCCGAGAGCGCGUUCCUUUUGUAUUAACCCACGACUUUGUGUAUGUCAUCAGCAAGGGACGUAAUGACCGUGAUUCGGAGGAAUUUAUAUAUUUUCAAAACAUGUGUGAAAAGGCAUUUUUAGUGUUACGCAAGCAUGGCUGCCUUAUACUGUCUCUUUUUUCUAUGAUGAUAUCAACCGGUCUGCCAGAAUUGUCCUCGGAAAAAGACUUAAACUACUUAAAGGAAACAUUGGUUCUUGACUACACUGAAGAGAAAGCUCGGGAACACUUUCGUUCAAAAUUCAGUGAGGCUUUAGUCAAUUCGUGGAAAACAUCUUUGAAUUGGGCUUCGCAUAAUUUUUCAAAGAAUAAUAAACAAUAAAGCAUAUUUAAACGAA
Rhagoletis pomonella (apple maggot) is the source of this 3939-nucleotide messenger RNA. Its product is annotated as phosphatidylinositol 4,5-bisphosphate 3-kinase catalytic subunit delta isoform-like. Gene Ontology annotation, molecular function: 1-phosphatidylinositol-3-kinase activity; 1-phosphatidylinositol-4-phosphate 3-kinase activity. The transcript has 11 exons. The coding region runs from base 702 to 3923 and encodes 1073 amino acids. Gene Ontology annotation, biological process: cell migration; phosphatidylinositol-mediated signaling; phosphatidylinositol-3-phosphate biosynthetic process. Lineage: Eukaryota; Metazoa; Arthropoda; Insecta; Diptera; Tephritidae. The record is from RefSeq and is a predicted model, not a curated record. Gene Ontology annotation, cellular component: phosphatidylinositol 3-kinase complex; cytoplasm; plasma membrane.